Messenger RNA from Acipenser ruthenus (sterlet), 1975 nucleotides. Its product is annotated as N-myc-interactor-like. The transcript has 10 exons. Gene Ontology annotation, cellular component: cytoplasm. Lineage: Eukaryota; Metazoa; Chordata; Actinopteri; Acipenseriformes; Acipenseridae. The record is from RefSeq and is a predicted model, not a curated record. The coding region runs from base 156 to 1337 and encodes 393 amino acids.
AAGCAGAGUUUAUAGAAAACACCCUUAAUUAGUUUCGGUUUUCAUUUUAACAGCGCACGUGAUUUCUGAUAAAAAACAUAGGGGGGUGAACACUUUGCACACGGUAGUAUUGUAGUGUUGGCGAGAAAUACUGGACUUUAAUAUUUACUGAAAAGAUGGCAAUGGGUACUAAUGAAGCUCCACAGCCAUUAGUCCUCAAUGGUGAUGUUACGCCCCUUGGAGAAUUGUCACCAGAAGACCAAGAAGAGCUUAGAAACUUAGAAAAGGAACUGCAACAGUUGAAGAUACAAUUUGAAAAAGCAGAUACAGUAAAAUCCAGACUGCUGCUAGAUAAACUAGACCAUGAAGAACACAAGAAGCAAGCUCAGGAUGAGAUGAUGAAGCUUCUUCAAGAGGAGCUUGAGUUUUCGAAAGAGCUGGAAAAUAAAAAAAAAAGAUUUGAGCAAGAGGCUCUUGCAAUGGAGAAAACAAACCACCAUCUGAGACAUCAGAUCAAUAAACAGAAAGAAAGGCUUAAAUUCAAGAGAUCAGAAAGUGAAUCUUUGCAGCAAAAGUUUAAGAUCAUAGCAGCGAUUCCAGAGAAGGCGGUUAAGUUUAUUGGAGUGGAAAAGGAGAUUCCUGAUCACAAGCUGGAGAAGGACUGUCUUCACAUCCAGGGCCAGUUCUCCAUCAUUCAGAACCCUGCUCUCACCCUCAGUGGAGGCCAGGCUCUGAUCACCUUUGAGGAAGAACAAGUUGCUGAAAGGAUCUUAAAACUUGCCAGAUGUCCAGUGACCAUAGACAAAACGAAGAUGGACGUGAAGCCUUCCCGUGUGGCAUUAGACACAACAGUGAAAUUUGAGGUGCAGCUCAAUGUUUCUCUGAAGAAGAUUGAAGUGUCAAAUAUUCCUCCUAUUCUACCGGAAGAAAGGAUCAGAGACAAACUGGAGUUGAACUUCUCGAAGCCAAGCCUGGGAGGAGGAGAGGUGGAAAAUGUCAAAUACAACAAGGAUUCUGGAACAGCAGUCAUUACAUUUCUGCAUACUGGAGUUGCUGAGCGUGUGGCCAUGAAGAACACCUACCCCUUAGAUAUGGGACUCAGAGUUUCUCAAGUUUUUGUCAGUCUGUGCACUGAACACCAAAUAAAAAAGUUCCAGACAUUCUGUGGCACCUCCAGACGCACAGUCCUGCUGUCUGGUAUCAGUGAUGUUCUCGAUGAGGAGGACUUGCAGGACAAUCUGGAGAUCCACUUCCAGAAACCCAACAACUACGGGGGAGAGGUGGAGAAUAUCAAAUACAACGCCCAAGGACAAACCACUAUGGCUUAUUUUAAUGAAGAAACUGUAGCCAGUGAAUAAUAUUCAAGGAAUGGAUAAUAUUCCUGUGUGUUUCUCUUGCAUUAGAUGACGGUUGAUUUUCUUAUUUAGUUUCUUAAUUCAGAUAAGUAUUUUAUUGUAAUCCUUCAUCUAUCUGUCACAUUCAAGAAAUAUAAUGGUGGUCGUACUGGGCUAUAGAUCUAAUGCAAAAAUGUGUGUCAACUGAAAUAUAUCCAAAUAUGUUUUAUUUAGUUUUUUUAAUUUUUUUAGGCUAGAUGAAGUACAGUGAUUCAGAUAUGAAACUAGAAGAGACUAUUUGUCCCAUCAUUGCUCGUCCAGGUUCUAGUAACUGAUUGAUCUCAAAACAUUGUCAAGUCGGGUCUUAAAGGAUCCCAAUGAUUCCGCAUUAACAACACCUUGACGUGCCUGUAGCCAGAGUGUGUGAGAGAAAUUGAGAUGGGUAACUGAGGAUUUGCUUUAUAGACAUUAAACUAAUCCCUUGCUGGUCCCUCAGAGUUCCUUUCAAACUGUUUGAGGAUAGGAUAGGGUCCUAUAUAAGUGUAUUAACAAUCAUGAUGAUCUGUGUUGUUCAGUACAAAUAAAGUGAUCUUAUGUAUUGUAAUGUUUGCAUUUAUGUUACGAAUGUCAUAAUAAAGAACAUUAAAGGUAUAUAUUCUGUA